This is a messenger RNA of Kwoniella mangroviensis CBS 8507, 1053 nucleotides long. RefSeq lists its product as uncharacterized. Gene Ontology annotation, cellular component: cytoplasm. NCBI's taxonomy places the organism in Eukaryota, Fungi, Basidiomycota, Tremellomycetes, Tremellales, Cryptococcaceae. Bases 1 to 1053 code for a protein of 350 amino acids. Gene Ontology annotation, molecular function: zinc ion binding; alcohol dehydrogenase (NAD+) activity. The transcript has 6 exons. The record is from RefSeq and is a predicted model, not a curated record.
AUGGGGAACUCUGCUGAAGGAUAUGCCAAUAGCACAUCCAUAACUCUCACUUCCCUCGCUGUGCCCAAACCGUCCCCUAACCAGAUCCUGAUCAAGGUCAAAGCAGCCUCGUUAUGUCACACCGACACGAUGGUCUCCUCCGGGAUAUUCGAGACGGACUUUCCUAUGGUAGCGGGCCAUGAGGGUGUGGGUGAAGUGGUAGAUAUGGGUGAAGAGGCAAGGAAAGAUGGAUGGAAGGUUGGUGAGAGGGUAGGAGCGUUAUUAAAUUCUGGUGGAUGUGGUAAUUGUGCUGAAUGUAGAUAUCACAGUAAACGAUAUUGCCCGAAAGCGUCAAUGCUGAGAUUGAAAGGUGAAAAUAGAGUAUUUGCGGAAUACGUUCUAGUGGAUAAAGAUUGGACGGUCAGAAUACCUGAUGGACUAAGCUACGAGCAGGCAUCUCCGCUGACCUGCGCAGGAGUGACGAUCUACUCUGCUAUUCAAAAACUCGAGUUGUCCCCUGGGAAUGUUUUAUUGAUCUGCGGAUUGGGAGGUUUGGGUAGUCUCGGCGUUCAGAUCGCUAAAGCCCAGGAUUUGAGAGUGAUCGGAGCAGAUGUCAAUCAAUCUGCUCAUGAUUUUCUCUUGACCCUCCCAGAAAAGCUCAGACCUGAUUUGCUUCUCAACCCCAAAUACGAUAAAGCCCAAGACCUAUCAUUGGAAAUAGGAGCGUUAAGGGACGCCGGAUAUGAUUCUUUCGAUGGCGUAGAUGCCGCUAUCAUCUGUACCGAUUCCCCUUCUGCAAUUUCCUACGCCAUCUCCUUACUCAGACCACACUCAAAGUUACUCUUAACUGCUGGACCGAUGGAUCCAAAUUUCUCUCUACUUGAUUUCCUAUUCAAGGAUAUGACUGUCCUAGGUGCAUUGAAUGGUACUCGGAAUCAACUCAAGGAGACAAUGGAGUUAUGUGCGGAAGAGGGAAUUAAAAGUAAUAUCUUCAUUGAACGAUGGGAUGAGGGAAGGAGAGUGGAGAGGAUCAUGAGUGGACAUGCGAGGGGUAAAGGGGUUGUGAAGAUGUGA